Messenger RNA from Pecten maximus, 3085 nucleotides. RefSeq lists its product as uncharacterized. Lineage: Eukaryota; Metazoa; Mollusca; Bivalvia; Pectinida; Pectinidae. Gene Ontology annotation, molecular function: oxidoreductase activity. The coding region runs from base 801 to 3023 and encodes 740 amino acids. The transcript has 4 exons. The record is from RefSeq and is a predicted model, not a curated record.
AUCUAUAAACUAAGUCCAUUAAUUAUAUUUGUAAGCUGCGAAAGUAAAAUAUUCAAAUCCAAUUUCUGAUGUGUAUAAACAAAGACAUUAAUAUAUUUAUAUCAUCUACAGUUGGCCAUUUUGAACCCCACGACAAUAUAUAUACAUAUAUAUAAAUAUACACUGCACACACACAUAUAUUUUUGUAGAGUCUUAAUUACCAAUUAAUAAAAAUAACAUGAAUCAAAAUGUUACCUUCAUGCUUCAUAUUAAAAAAGGACUAAAUAAAAACAGUGUAGGCUAUAAGGGGACAUAAGGUUAGGUAACGCGUCCGUUUUUGGUUCAUUUCAAAGUUGACAAUUUAUUUUCUAAUUUCCUCAAUAACGACAUAUAUGCACUGUUGGCUGGUAUGUGCUGCUCUUUGACCUUUGAACCAAUUUGACCUUGUCUACUAAAUAUUUAAAUCAUAAACUAAAUAUGACUUUGUGUGUCUACUUUGGGAAAGGUCUCUCCUGAAUACUGAUCGUCACUGACCUUUUAAGAUCUUGGGAAUUAUAUAUUAUGUCGUAUUCAGAAGUUUUUACGUCAGUUUUCAAAUGGUGGUGGUAUGAUACAAUGUGAAAUACACUAAGGUCUAAAAUAUUGAGUAAGGUGACAAACUGCGCAUGUCAGAAUGACAUUACAUGUAUUUGAGGAGUAACAAUUGUUUUUUGCUAGAGUCAAUUGCGAGUGAUUGAUAUAGAAAACACAGCAAACCAUCAAUUCCCGGCGAGGUUAUGAGUGAGGCGUCCUAACUGAGAUCCCGCUGAUUAAAAGCCAAGAUGCAGUGGUUUGCCGUAUCGUUCUUUGGCCUAGCCGCCAUGAUCCACAUUAUAUCCGCCAGAUUCCGCGCCAUCUAUCCACCAGAAGAAAUCUUACAAUGCUUUGAAGAAAAGCGUUUCCAUAGCAAUGCCACCGAUCCACGUUGGGACUGUAGCCACAGUUGGUGUGUACAAAAGUUCCGAUGGCACAUGGCUAAAAGAUUGUGGCAUAACAUUUCUAGUGAAACUAAUCAGUGGGUAGAAGAGCUUCUGCGCAUGACGGAAGGAGAAAGGCGGAAGCGACAGGUUGAACCAUUGAGAGUUCGACAGGAGUACCGUCGUCUGACGGACACACAACGACGGAAUUACCAUAGAGCAAUACAAAUGCUGAAAGCAGAUUCGUCUAUACAACCAAAUCGGUAUGACGCAUUAGCCAAUCUUCAUCAGAAACUCGGAGACGAUAUCCAUCAUGGCGCUGCCUUUCUAGGUUGGCACAGGGUCAUGCUUAUCAUAUACGAGAAUGCCCUUCGCCAGAAAGUUCCCUCUGUGAUUUUGCCGUACUGGGAUUCACGGAUGGAUGAACGUCUUACCAAUCCGAGCCUUUCUGUGAUGUGGACAGGGGAAUUCAUCGGUAACGGCUUUGGGAGAGUCGUUAACGGACCAUUUGCUUACUGGCAAACCCCUUCGGGUCCUCUAGUCCGAAACUUGGGUCAGGAGGGCCAACUGCUGUCGAACAGACAGACACAAGCUAUACUAUCGCGAGUCAGAAUGUCAGACAUUACAGAGCCGCAUGCGCAGCCUCCAUUUGACUUUGAAAUCCGACACGGUGAGGUUCAUAAGUGGAUUGGCGGUAUAAUGGCGCCAGCCGAACAUUCCGCGUUUGAUCCAGUAUUUUUCCUGCAUCACGCCUUUGUGGAUUAUUUGUGGGAACUAUUUCGUGUGAACCAGCGUAGAGCCGGGGUAAAUCCUACCACAGACUAUCCCCGGAGAUUUGGUCCGGCGUCACAGUCCCCGACAUCUAAAAUGGGUUUCGGAAAACUCAACAUGAUUCACGGUCUGAGUGAUAUAUACACGUCACAGAUUUACACGUACGAGAACUCUCCCACAUGCACAUACCGGCAGACAACUUGUGGAACUAAGUACCUCCGGUGUGAGGUACGAUUCGGGUCGCCUAACUGCGUAAGUGUCACUGCAGCCGAGUCUCAAGCCUUUGGCAACGGAAGUCCGUCCAGAAUGGGCACAGCUAGAGCAAGACCAACUUCCCGUUCCGGCAACAACCAACGUCCGAGACCGAUGUCCCGCAACGGAAGUGCGUCACGAACACGAGGAGGGACAAGGAACACAAACUUAGCUCAGUCGCGUGGACGGCAAUUACCUCCUGUUGGAGCCCAAUCACGAGGGAGACAAAUGCCCCCUGGUGGACCCCAGUCACGUGGUAGGCCCAACAUGUGGUCACAACAAACCCCGAUAGCACCACAGCCACAACAAAAUUCAAAUAGACAAAUGCCGCCAUUUCCGCCAAAUUUCUUCGGUACCAGAGCAAAAAGGAGUUUAGGAAAAGGAAACGGGGCCGAUGAACAGUUACAAACUUUUAGAAGUAUGGGCGAAAUAUGUCCGGUCAAAGAGCCACCGCAUGCCAUACAAAACCUAUUUGAAAUGAACGGAAUAACAGACACAAGAGUUUGGGUUUAUGUUCCCGUUCAGAUUGUGUUAAAGCGAAAUCCCCAACUUCAAAAGUUUAACGUUUUUCCAAUUCAUAGCUCAAAAAUGGUUGACACUGUAGACUUAUAUGAUCCUACACAAUAUUCUAGUUUAAAGGAUCAAUUUAUACCUAAACCCGAGCGCGGAGACCAACAGUGUAAAGAAGACAGACAUGAUUCUGUUUUCAUGAAAAUGAUGGUCCACAGCAAUGGUCUGAACUACCACGGUACCUAUCGAGAAUUUGCACUACUUAACGCGAUGCAACCGUUUUCUUCCUCGAUUGCUUAUAUAGCGGUAAAAAGUCCAGAAAAACAUUUGACGGAAGUACUUUUCACCACAUACGAUGAGUGCGGAAGGGUAUGUCAACCAUAUUGUCGAAAAUCAGGACGAUUUGUUCCUUGUUCUGGAGCAAUGCAAAUAACUUCAUAUCCUCCUAAAAUGUACGGAACAGACUAUGGGGACGCCGUCCGGUUAGUUUGGGACUUUUCAGGGGGUUUACCAAUUUUGAAUCAUGACAGAAUUGCUGUGAGAUUUUUAUGUUAAAUAAUUUAUUUCCUUUCUGUUUUUUGUCUCGUCUCUUUGUUAUUACAAUGUCACUGAACAAA